Molecule: messenger RNA, 2667 nt
Organism: Knipowitschia caucasica
Lineage: Eukaryota; Metazoa; Chordata; Actinopteri; Gobiiformes; Gobiidae
Source: the annotation of a GenBank genome assembly
AUGGAGGAGGAGGAGAGAGAGAGAGGAGACAUGGAGGAGGAGGAGAGAGAGAGAGGAGACAUGGAGGAGGAGGAGGAGGAGAGAGGAGACAUGGAGGAGGAGGAGAGAGAGAGAGAGAGACAUGGAGGAGGAGGAGGAGGAGAGAGGAGACAUGGAGGAGGAGGAGAGAGAGAGGAGACAUGGAGGAGGAGGAGAGAGAGAGGAGACAUGGAGGAGGAGGAGAGAGAGAGAGGAGACAUGGAGGAGGAGGAGAGAGAGAGGAGACAUGGAGGAGGAGGAGAGAGAGAGAGGAGACAUGGAGGAGGAGGAGAGAGAGAGAGGAGACAUGGAGGAGGAGGAGGAGGAGAGAGGAGACAUGGAGGAGGAGGAGAGAGAGAGAGGAGACAUGGAGGAGGAGGAGGAGGAGAGAGGAGACAUGGAGGAGGAGGAGAGAGAGAGGAGACAUGGAGGAGGAGGAGAGAGAGAGGAGACAUGGAGGAGGAGGAGAGAGAGAGGAGACAUGGAGGAGGAGGAGAGAGAGAGGAGACAUGGAGGAGGAGGAGGAGGAGAGAGGAGACAUGGAGGAGGAGGAGAGAGAGAGGAGACAUGGAGGAGGAGGAGAGAGAGAGGAGACAUGGAGGAGGAGGAGGAGAGAGAGAGGAGACAUGGAGGAGGAGGAGAGAGAGAGGAGACAUGGAGGAGGAGGAGAGAGAGAGAGGAGACAUGGAGGAGGAGGAGAGAGAGAGGAGACAUAGAGGAGGAGGAGGAGAGAGAGAGGAGACAUGGAGGAGGAGGAGAGAGAGAGGAGACAUGGAGGAGGAGGAGAGAGAGAGAGGAGACAUGGAGGAGGAGGAGAGAGAGAGAGGAGACAUGGAGGAGGAGGAGGAGAGAGAGAGGAGACAUGGAGGAGGAGGAGAGAGAGAGAGGAGACAUGGAGGAGGAGGCGAGAGAGAGAGGAGACAUGGAGGAGGAGGAGAGAGAGAGAGGAGACAUGGAGGAGGAGGAGAGAGAGAGGAGACAUGGAGGAGGAGGAGGAGGAGAGAGGAGACAUGGAGGAGGAGGAGAGAGAGAGAGGAGACAUGGAGGAGGAGGAGAGAGAGAGAGAGACAUGGAGGAGGAGGAGGAGAGAGAGAGGAGACAUGGAGGAGGAGGAGAGAGAGAGGAGACAUGGAGGAGGAGGAGAGAGAGAGAGGAGACAUGGAGGAGGAGGAGGAGGAGAGAGGAGACAUGGAGGAGGAGGAGAGAGAGAGAGGAGACAUGGAGGAGGAGGAGGAGGAGAGAGGAGACAUGGAGGAGGAGGAGAGAGAGAGGAGACAUGGAGGAGGAGGAGAGAGAGAGGAGACAUGGAGGAGGAGGAGAGAGAGAGAGGAGACAUGGAGGAGGAGGAGAGAGAGAGGAGACAUGGAGGAGGAGGAGGAGGAGGAGAGAGGAGACAUGGAGGAGGAGGAGAGAGAGAGAGAGGAGACAUGGAGGAGGAGGAGAGAGAGAGGAGACAUGGAGGAGGAGGAGGAGAGAGAGAGGAGACAUGGAGGAGGAGGAGAGAGAGAGGAGACAUGGAGGAGGAGGAGAGAGAGAGAGGAGACAUGGAGGAGGAGGAGAGAGAGAGGAGACAUAGAGGAGGAGGAGGAGAGAGAGAGGAGACAUGGAGGAGGAGGAGAGAGAGAGGAGACAUGGAGGAGGAGGAGAGAGAGAGAGGAGACAUGGAGGAGGAGGAGAGAGAGAGAGGAGACAUGGAGGAGGAGGAGGAGAGAGAGAGAGACAUGGAGGAGGAGGAGAGAGAGAGAGGAGACAUGGAGGAGGAGGCGAGAGAGAGAGGAGACAUGGAGGAGGAGGAGAGAGAGAGAGGAGACAUGGAGGAGGAGGAGAGAGAGAGGAGACAUGGAGGAGGAGGAGGAGGAGGAGAGAGGAGACAUGGAGGAGGAGGAGAGAGAGAGGAGACAUGGAGGAGGAGGAGAGAGAGAGGAGACAUGGAGGAGGAGGAGGAGAGAGAGAGGAGACAUGGAGGAGGAGGAGAGAGAGAGGAGACAUGGAGGAGGAGGAGAGAGAGAGAGAGGAGACAUGGAGGAGGAGGAGAGAGAGAGGAGACAUAGAGGAGGAGGAGGAGAGAGAGAGGAGACAUGGAGGAGGAGGAGAGAGAGAGGAGACAUGGAGGAGGAGGAGAGAGAGAGAGGAGACAUGGAGGAGGAGGAGAGAGAGAGAGGAGACAUGGAGGAGGAGGAGGAGAGAGAGAGGAGACAUGGAGGAGGAGGAGAGAGAGAGAGGAGACAUGGAGGAGGAGGCGAGAGAGAGAGGAGACAUGGAGGAGGAGGAGAGAGAGAGGAGACAUGGAGGAGGAGGAGGAGAGAGAGAGGAGACAUGGAGGAGGCGGAGAGAGAGAGGAGACAUGGAGGAGGAGGAGAGAGAGAGGAGACAUGGAGGAGGAGGAGAGAGAGAGAGGAGACAUGGAGGAGGAGGAGAGAGAGAGGAGACAUGGAGGAGGAGGAGAGAGAGAGGAGACAUGGAGGAGGAGGAGAGAGAGAGGAGACAUGGAGGAGGAGGAGAGAGAGAGAGGAGACAUGGAGGAGGAGGCGAGAGAGAGAGGAGACAUGGAGGAGGAGGAGAGAGAGAGGAGACAUGGAGGAGGAGGAGAGAGAGAGGAGACAUGGAGGAGGAGGAGAGAGAGAGGAGUAUCCCGGACUGAGGUUGUAG